UUUUCUUCCGAUGCAAUUUUAAGGUUAUAAUGUUAGAGAAUUGUCAAAAUUUACGUUGAAUAUUUUCACGGAAUUUGUCAAUUUUGCAAAUUUUAAAGGUGUACUAAGAUAAAGUGAAUUUAUCCAACGCGCCAUAAUUAAGAAAUAUUGUGUGAACAAAAGCAUACUAGCAGAGGUUACAGUGUUACUUGUCAUUGAGAUGAGAUCUCAAAGGUGGAGGAAAAGACGCACUUUUCUGUAAAUUACCAGUCAUCUGUACAGUAUCAUUGAAGUUUGUCCUUAUCCUAUGGUGAAAACAUUCAAUUAGUGCAAAUAUAUCAGUGAAACACCCAAGCGUACUUGAAAUAUAUCAAAAUGACUAUGAGCCAAUCAUCUGUUAUUAAACUCUACAAUACAGUGGUAGAUGACGUUAUAGCUGGAGUGAGAGACUGUUUUUUAGACGAUGGAGUAGAUGAGCAGGUGCUACAAGAGCUAAAACAGCUAUGGAAAACCAAAUUGACAGCAUCAGGAGCCAUGGACCCGCCGCAGCCGGACUCGGUGGCCAUGCCGCCGCCCGUGCUGCAGAACUUCCAGAAGGCCAAUGGCGGCGCCAUCAAGCGCGCGCCCGCCGAGCACCUGCCGCAGGGCUCCGGCCAGGGCUCCAGCGCCGACCACCCCCCCGCCCCCAACAUGGGCGGCGCUCACCCACAUCAGAUGCUAGAUCCCAGCAAUCGAGUGCCCGUGCAGCUCACCCUGCCGGCCCAGCCCGGAGUACCUGGAUCCCAGCCGAGAUCAUUUACUAUCCAAAUCCCGGCAUCAGCGCUUAAUGGAAAUAAACUACAUCAAGUCUUAACAGGACCCAUAAUUAAUGCAACACUUAGUUUGCCUCAACCACUAGCAGCCACCCUGCUCCAGCAACAUAUAAAUUCAGCAUUAGCAAGUCAACAAAAUGAAUUUGAUGGUGGUGGAGGUGGCCGCAGUGGCGCUGCACCUUUCUCCCUGGAUGGUGCCCUGGACUCCUCCGAUGAUGAUGGUUCUAAUGCUGGCGAUGGCUCGGAUGACGGGGCCGGUGAUGAUGAUGAAGAUGAAGAAUCUGCUGAGGAGCGAGCAGAGGAAGAGGAGGAGGAGCGGGACGAGAGCGGUGGAGCAGAAGAGGAGCCUCUCAACUCUGGUGAUGAUGUGUCAGAUGAAGAACCCGGUGAUAUGUUUGAAACUGACAAUGUUGUGGUCUGUCAAUAUGACAAGAUCACCCGCAGUCGUAACAAAUGGAAGUUUUACUUGAAAGAUGGCAUAAUGAACCUAGCAGGGAAAGAUUACGUUUUUCAGAAAGCAAGUGGUGAUGCUGAAUGGUGAAUUGUGAAUUUGCUUAUAAUGUGUAUAAAUGAGAAAAUUAGUGUGUAUUUUUAUAUAAUAAUGUUGUAAAUUGAUAAUUUUCGACAGUUAGCUAUAAUUUGUAUAAAGAAUGUGUAGAAUACACAAAUUUACAAGUGUCAAUCAUUGAAUGAACAUUAUGGAUGGAGUGAUAGAGUAUCAAUCUGCUAUGGGUAGUGAUGAAGUGACUUGUAUUCAUUGUACUAAUGUUAUGAGAUGUUAACUAAUUAAUCUAAUUAUUACUUGGUUUAUUUCUACAUCCAUAUGUAAACAAAUUGCUUUCUUCUUUAAUUUAACACUUGUGCUAAUUCAUAAAUGUUCUCUUGCAACAUUAAAACUCUGCCAGUAUGUUUGAUUUCUGAAGGUGUUCUGUUCCAGUGAAUAAUACUUUUUCACAACUCUAGCUCAUCAUUAGUUAGACUGAUUGACUCUCUCUGUUACCAAAGCUGCAAAGUUGCAAUGCUCCUGUUUAUUUGAAACCAAAAACUUGAACUUAUUUGUCUUUAUAUCUUUGUUUAACUUGCCACUUCAGGUCCUUUAAUUAUGAUAUGAGUGACGUAUUGGGCUCAAUAACAUAAAAAAAAUAUCAUUUUGUAUCUAUAUGCCUUCACACAUGCUUAAUUUGUAUCUAAACUUUCCUUUAUCAUAUGAAAUUAAUGAUCUGUAAGGUAAAAUAGUCAAAGUCACAGGUUGAUUGUAGCAUUGUUAUUCACAUUUAUUACUUCUGUUGUGAAUAAAGAUUGCCAAGUCUGUUAUCGUUAACUUCUUGUGUAAAAUGAGUAAAGAACUCCACUAUUGUGUAAGUAGAACUGCUCCAGAACUGCCUGAACCAUACAGACUUGUUUAGUAUUGUGCCAUAAAAAAAAAAAUAUUGAUCAAUCUGAUCGCAAACAAUUUUGGUAAGCUCAACUAAUUCUGUGUAUACUACCUUAUUUUUCAUAAAACAUUUAUAACCAAAUAUGCAUGCACAUAAAUUAUGUGGUAAUUUGUCAAAGAUACAUUCAAUAUAAUUUAGUUACAUAAAAAUAAUUCUGAUACAAUUUUGUCAAAAAUGGCAUGUGCUGUGGAAAUUAAUGUUGUGACUAUAGUCGGUAUGUAUGUAUGUAGCUACCUACAGAUAUUAAAUCCUUCCCAAUUCACAAACUGAAUUUUAAAACUGUUUUAAUUUAGUUACGGAUGUCUUAUAAUUAAUUAAUGUAAUUUGCACUUGCAGUAAUUGUUUCAAAUUCUAUCUAGCACUUAUUGCGGUAUUUUUGUUUUAAAAUGUGAUACAUAAGUAUGGUAGUUCAUACUCUUUAUUUUAGGUACCUACUAGAAGUUAGUAAUUAUUCUGAUUUCGUUUUAUAUUUCAUUUAAUACAUAAGACUUUGGGCCACAGCAUAAAUUAAUAUAUUAUUUUACCUACCUAUCCUAGUUCUCAAAUUGGUUUUAUUUUUCUUGUGGUUUGUCUGAUAUUUCACAAUAAGACGUUUCCUAUAAGUGGUGAUUAUAAAUAAAAUAUGUUACAAUUACGAAA
Molecule: messenger RNA, 2866 nt
Organism: Plutella xylostella (diamondback moth)
Lineage: Eukaryota; Metazoa; Arthropoda; Insecta; Lepidoptera; Plutellidae
Gene: TfIIA-L
Product: transcription factor IIA L
Biological process (GO): transcription initiation at RNA polymerase II promoter; transcription by RNA polymerase II
Cellular component (GO): transcription factor TFIIA complex
Source: RefSeq, a predicted model, not a curated record